GGUGAUUAUUCAAUGUUCAAAAAUGUUGUUUUGAUCAAUUUUUUUUACCGAAUAUCAAUGAAAAAGUUCCGCUGAUCCAAUAUACAUAAAAAAGAUAAGAUAUGCAUAUAGCACCGAAAUCUGCUGGUGGCUUCUUUGCCUACUUCAAGACUGAACCUGGACGCAGACUAGUCUUUUACACAGCGGGCGCCACGACUAUUGGCCUAUUUGUUGGAAACUUCCUCCCCCACACAUUUGGACUGAAAUAUUACCGCGAUUUCGUGCAAUGCUACCAACAUGGCGUGGAAAGGCCCGUGCCUGAAGCAGUAAAGAAACGCCUGGAACAAGCGCUGGAUAAACUGCAGGUGGAACCCUUUGAGCGCAAGUUCGUCAAACCCUUCACCGUGUUCGGCUUCGAUCUGUUUCAAGCUGGGACCACGAAAUUCCGAUUCGGGUCCGCUCUGGGCAUACCUGUGAACUACGCUUACGACAGUCCCGCAGAGAUAAAGCGGCCUGAUAUCCGCUUUAGGGACAAGCAAAUUAAUUGGAGCUCUCCCAGCGGAAAGCUGCUGGAACAAGCUAUUGUUUUGACCGAAGAUGAGCAGGUGUUUGGCCUGAGCAAGGCCAUCCUCCAGUUGCAAACGUAUCGUGUGCUGCUUAACUCGAUAUUCCCCACCGUCAGCUUUCUCAUGGUGUACACCAUUGGGCAUUAUCUAAACCUGCGCCUUAAUCUGUUUGCCCGCCAUGGCAGCGUCCGCUUUGUCCUCUACUCCAUACUGGGUCUCUUCGGCGUCGGCAGUUGGACGUUCAUGAAAGACUUUAAUCAGGUGUCCACGGAUGCUGAGAUUGACAAGAAGCUGGCCACCUUGGGGCCGCAAUUUGUGGCCUCAGGGGCCAGCUUCUAUGAUAAGCAUUUGAAGAAGAACAUUGCGUUGAGGGAACUCAUUGGAGAUAACACCUACACCGCCUUGGGCAAUGAGAAUUAUAUGCUGCGUCAGAAAUCCAUGCCGUUGACGGCACGCAAGUCCUUUUUCUUGGAAAAGUUGAAAGAGCUGCAAAAGGCGCAAGCCCAGCAGCCACCGGCCGAGUCCCAAUAAACAUAUUUUUUGUUACACUUUGAA
This is a messenger RNA of Drosophila miranda, 1100 nucleotides long. RefSeq names its product transmembrane protein 177. The record is from RefSeq and is a predicted model, not a curated record. NCBI's taxonomy places the organism in Eukaryota, Metazoa, Arthropoda, Insecta, Diptera, Drosophilidae. Bases 102 to 1076 code for a protein of 324 amino acids. The transcript has 3 exons.